Dermatophagoides farinae (American house dust mite) is the source of this 3897-nucleotide messenger RNA. RefSeq lists its product as uncharacterized. Lineage: Eukaryota; Metazoa; Arthropoda; Arachnida; Sarcoptiformes; Pyroglyphidae. The record is from RefSeq and is a predicted model, not a curated record.
AUGGAAAUCCAAGAAGAACCAUUACCAUUGUUGACAUUAUCGAAUGGUCAUCAUAAUAAUAAUUUUAAAACAUCGACAUCAAAUAGUGAUCGAAAUGGAAGUUCGAAUUCAGAUUCAGAAUCACAAGAUUCAUUAAGAAAUGGCAACAAUGGCAACAAUAGUCAAGAUUCAAAUCGUUUUAAUUCAUAUCUAAAUCGUGGCAGUGAAUUAUGGACACAUUGGACAUGGCUUGGUGGCCAAGGAAAAAUGUCAGUAAUGCGUUGUAAUUAUUGUCUUGUAAAUAAACAGCUAAAAAAUGCACCAAAAUGUCGCCGUCAUUUAAUAAAAUGUCAAAAGACGCCCGAAGUGGUACGUAAAUUUUUUGAACGUAAAGAAAUCGAAGCAUCGCGAGUAUCUGCUUUUAUGCGUGAAAUACGUUCAAAAGAGGUAAAAUUUCCUCGUAAUCAACAACAUCAGCCACAAACUCAAUUAUCAGCUGAUAAUCCGAAUCAUAAAGUGGAAAAGAUUGAAUCAAAACCACAUAUUCCACCGCAUAUCCAUCAUCGAUCAGCAUCAUCAAGAAUCGUACCUAAACCAACAGCCAAUGAUCUGAAACAUUUAAAUCAAAAACAACAAACAACAAAUGGACACCGUAAUCAUCAUCAUCAAAAACAAAUGGUCACAACAACAAAUUCAAAUAACGGGAUUAAUAAUAAUGAUGAUGAUGGUGAUCAUUAUAAACAUAAAGAUCAUUCUAAAUCACCAUCAUCGAGAAUUGAAGUUACAAAUUAUUCUACUACCGAUCUGAUAAAUAAGACAAGUAUAUUAAUGAAUUAUUCCCCAUUGAUUAAUCGUUCGAUGAAAAAUUUGGCCGAUCAAUCACCAAAGACAACAACAACAACAACGGCAACUAAUCCGAUCAAUAUGAAUGGUCGUAAUAAUAAUAAUCAUCAUAUUAGUCAAAAUGAUCAUCCAAAUUGUGAUAGUACGAUUGAUUACAAUCAUUUACUCUAUCAAUUAAUGUCAAUGAAUUCAAUACCAUCGACAGCGAUUUCUACCUCUACUGCUGUAACUAAUGUAACGCCGGAUAAUCCAACCGUUGUUGUUGAUCAUCAAAAUAACAAUAGUAAUCGUUACCCCAUAUUAUCGGGCAAAUUGAAACGAAAACACGUACAUCCAACCGUUAUUGAUUAUCAUCAUUCAACUAACGGUAAAGAAAAUAGUCUUAUAAUUCAUGAACCAACGAAAAAAUUGACAAACAACAAUCAUAAUCAAAAUGGUGGCUUGAAUAGUAAUAAUACCGUGGUCAUUAAUUUGGAUGAUAUGUCAAUGAUGUCCAAUCACAAUCUUCAAGAUGACCCGAUUUAUUUCAAUCAAUUAGGAAAUGGACAUGAGGAAAGUUUAAUUGUGACAAUGAAUGGUAACGGUCAUUUGCGUAAAAGAAAACGUGACAAUUCUUUAUCAUCAUCAUCAUCUUCAUCACUAAAUAAUAAUAAUUCAUCAAAUUUCACUGGUAAAUCGACUGCAUUCAUGCAUAAUGGUGCAAGUAAUGACAUAGAUCUUCGUAAUAAUAAUAAUAAUGGCGUUCAUAAUAAUGUUAAUGGAAAUAAUUCGAUGGAACUGACCGAAUUGGCAUCGCAAGAUAUUGAUAUAUUACAUGAUGACUUGAAUGAUAUCCUUAUGUCUGCAUUAAUUAGCCAUGGAAUCGAAUUGGAUUUCAUAAAAAAUUCAUAUUUUGAAAAAUUCAUCUCAAAAUUGGUGAAAUUUUGCACAUCAAAUAAAAAUUAUCGCCUACCAUCAGUGGAUACACUAGUAUCGAAUAAUAUACUGAAUUUGAUAAGGAAAUUUGAUUAUGAAACUGCUAAAAUAUUUUCCGAAUGUGAUUCAAUAAUUGUUUCGUUCGAAAACAACGAUGACCAUCCGAACAGCAACGAAAUUAAUGAUGAUGAUGUUACCGAUGAAGUUGCAGCAUUGAUGCCCCAAUCGUAUGGCAAACGGUUAAUUCAACGAUAUAGCAGUAGUGGCCCAAUAACGAAAAAACAGCAACAAUUAAACGUCAAUCUUAUGAUUGCAUCAUCAAAUACAUGUUUGAAUUUAUUUUACAAAUCAAUCACUUAUACAAGACAAUCGCCAUCAUUGUCGCCCAAUAAUGGUGAUAUCGAUGUCAAACAUCUUAACAAUCAAAUCGAUUCGUUGUUUAAUAAACUAGGUCCGGAUCGUAUUAAUGCCGUCAUAUUGCCAUACAAAGAGGAUCGAUGUGCUAAGAUGAUCCAUUCAUAUCUGGCUGCAUGUCAUUCUCAUAUUGUACCGUUGACCAAUUCAUAUCGUCUAUUUCAUCAUCUACUUUGUGAUAUAUGUCGUAUUCCGUCCAUACAUCGUGUAAUCACUAGAUCGAUGAUUUUGUUCCAAGAUCUAUUGGCAACAACCGAAACCAUUGAUGAUAAUCAAUUCGAUUUUCAUAGAGAAAAUCAAAACCACUGGAGACAGGUAUUUGAAUCGGAUCAACUCGGAAUUUUUCGUCAUUUUAUAAGGUCAAAUGAUGAUGAUAAUCAUUCUACUGACAUUUCUCGACUGAAUCAACAAUCAAACAAGAAUGCUUAUUGGAUCUCACUAAAUAUGAUGCUUUGCUGGUCACUUGUCGCACGUUCAAGCAUAAUGAAAUUAUUCGAACAAAUACACGAUGAUGAGGAUGCUUCGAAUAACAACAAUCAAUCGAUUAAUCAACGUUUGAAAAACAUCUUACAACAAAUCCAGCUUGAAAUUAGCCAAUUGGAUCAAUUUUUCGAUCAGAUCUCAAUUCUAUUUAAUUUUUUGACACCGUUCAUCAAUGCCAUACAUUUGAUUGAAAACGAGUCCACCGUGAUCUCAGACAUCAUUAAAAUUUAUUAUGAUGUCAAGUUGGCCAUAAAUAACAAUAACUUUUUCAAUGGUAUACAAAAUGUUUGUGAUAAAACCGAACGUCAAACGAUUGACAGUAUUCUACAUGGCUAUUUAAAUGAACAAAAUUUGUCCCGUUAUUAUUUUCUGGCCUAUUAUCUGGAUCCACGAUUCCGUGAAGAUCGCCGUAUUGAAGAGAAUGAAGAAUUAACCGCACAAGUUUAUGAUGCAUUAUUCACUUAUGCACAAGCACUUGGCUGUGUUAACAAUGAAGAAGAGGAUCGUGAGAAACUUGUUGAUAGCCUUGAAGAAUUCCGUAACGGUGAUAAACUAUAUGGUAUGCAGCUGCUUAAAUGUCCAAAAUCACCCAGUAAAUUCUGGAAACAUUUACGACGAUUUCCAGGCAGUGCUAAAUUAGCUUAUUGUGCAUCACGAUUGUUAUCCAUAUCGACACGUUCAAUGUUGAUGACAACAUCACCAUCUGAUGAUCCAUGUGUACGUUCACUUUGCGAUCGAAUCAUUAAUCACCAUCGACGACAAAAUGAUAAUGAUACUAAUGAACUCGAUCAUGAUUGUCAGAUGGCAUGUGAAAAAUUAUUGCCUAUCAAAUCAUAUUUAUUAUCUAGUAGCCAGAAAAUGCCAGCCAUUUUGAUCGAUGGUGAUGGGGGCGAUGUUGCCGUUAUCGACAAGAAUAUUAGUAAUAAUGGAAAAAGUUCAGGCCAACUAAACUCAAACAUAUCUCAGAUAAUCUUUAAUGUGAUUGCCUCAUUGGAUCAAUAUAGAUCAUUUAUUGCUCAACCAUUUUCCACCCGUGACUUAUCGACCUUUUUCGUUAAUAAUAAUAAUCAUAAUAAUAAUGAUGAUAAUCAACAAUCACAACCAUCAUGAGUGAAUAAUUUAAAGUGCCAUCAUUGUAAAAAACAAUGUGUUCAAAAAAUACAUAGACACAACGAUAUACUCUUACAAACUCAUUAACACACACACACACACACACACAUUUUCAUAACAUUCAUUUUCAUUUUGAAUGUGUUUCUGGAUACA